ACGAUAUUCUAAUAGCGAAGCAAGAUAUGUCACUUUUUGUGCACGUAUUCUACGAUGUAAAAUCUGUAGAAGCGAUUUAAAUAUUACGUAAAACCACAUAAAUGUAUUUUUCAAUUGAAAAAUGGAUAUCGAAACUGAGAAUGUUAUAAAUCUUGUUUUUCCUGACGGUAUACCAGAAUCAUGGAAAGAAAGUCCAGAUUUUUACCAGUACUUAUCAAAGCUUGGUGGUUAUGACGUUGAUCAACUUAGUAAAGAACCUGACCAUUUAAAUGAUGAGAAAACCUCAGUGUUACAAACUACACAAGAACUUGCUUUUGCAAAUUAUAAAACCUUUAUUCAAACUGCAGAAAGUUCCAGGGAGAUAUUUAAACAAUUUAAUGAGACUGAAAAUCGACUUAAUGGACUUGUGCAAAAAAUACCCAAAUUUGUGGAGAAGUGCCAAUCAUUUUGUGAUACUUCAAAGGAUAUAAAUACACAUAGAAGAAUAAAUAGUUUAACAUUAACCAGAAAUGCAGAGUUACUUGAAGUGCUUGAAAUGCCUCAAUUAAUGGAAUCCUGUUUAAGAAGUAAUCAAUAUAACGAAGCAUUAGAAUUAUCUCAAUAUGCACGUCAAUUAGGAACAAAACAUGGAGAUAUUCCAAUCAUAUCGUCCAUAGUGGCAGAAAUUGAAAGCAGUUGGUCUGGUAUGGUAGGACAAGUUGUUGGGUCAUUGAGAGGAGAUCUACCACUUCCAAGAUGCUUACAACUUGUUGGAUUGCUACGAUCAAUGGAUGCUUUCACAGAAUCAGAAUUACGAAUCAAAUUCUUACAAGCUCGUGACAGUUGGCUUCAAAAUCUUUUAAAUGCAAUACCUAAAGAUGAUCCUAAUCUUCAUAUCACAAAAACAAUAGAAUUAUCAAGGAUACAUUUGUUUAAUAUAAUCACACAAUAUAGAGCUAUGUUUAACGAUGAUGAACUUAUAAUACCAGGAAGAGAUCCAACUGUAAAUGAAUGUGCUAUAUUUUAUCACUGGCUAGAAGAAAAGAUAUCUCAGUUUUUAAUAACUUUAGAACAGGAUUUACCUGGUGUAACAUCUAUAGAUUCUAUUCUGGGUCAGUGUACAUAUUUUGGUUUAUCAUUUGGUAGAGUGGGUGCAGAUUUUACUGGGCGCAUGUCUGAUAUAUUUGUACGCGUUAUUGGGGAAAAAUUCGAGUCCAGUGUUCAUAAAACAACUAAAAAAUUUGAAAAAGAUAUGGAAUCAUUUACGUUAAUUAAUAAAUCACAAAAAACUAAUGUCAAAAUGACUACUGCAAUUAAAUCAGAAAAUCCACCAGAACAAUUGGUGGAAUUCUAUCCACUAGCUGAAUACUGCAAUGGUCUCAUAUCAGCUUUCAAUGAAAUACGACUCUGUCCGCCAGUGGCGCUUUCUGUUUUCUGUACAAAUAUUUUACAGGAAUCUUUAUACAGUGUGACCAAGUCAAUAUUGUUUUUUUAUAAACAAGAACAACAAGCUUUUACAGCAUCAGAAAGAGAGAAUAUGCUUAGAUUUAUAGAGAGUUUAAGCGAACAACUAAUUCCUUAUGUACAGUAUUGUAUUCAUCUUAUUUUUCCACCAAGUCAAACUGCAGUCCAUUUAGGAAUUUCAGAGAAUUUAUUACAAAAAGAGGGAAUAACAUAUUUAAACAGAAACAGUAUAUUAGAACCCUUAGCGCCUUUAUUACCGGUUCCAAAAAACACCAAAGAUUCCAUUACUUCCCCGCAUUCCGUUUCUAAUGUACAGUCACUGAUGCUACAAAAAACUUCCAAUGAAACAUCGGUAUCUGAGAAUACCGAAACAAAUACAACUACUGCGUCCCUAGAAAAAAUGAAGAUAUCCGAUUCACAUUCGCCUACUGAUCAAAAAACUGAAUUACCCGACUCGCAGAAAACAGUAACUCCGACGGAAGAUACAAGGACUCUCGCAAACAGAUCAAGUGAUAAUAUCUUAGAUCAAAAUAGAUAAUUAUAAAUUUGUAUUUCCUUAUACGUUGUUGCAUACAAACAAUGUUGCAUACAACAUACAUGUAAAUAAAAAAGUAAUUUUUUAAAUUAA
Molecule: messenger RNA, 2071 nt
Organism: Megachile rotundata (alfalfa leafcutting bee)
Lineage: Eukaryota; Metazoa; Arthropoda; Insecta; Hymenoptera; Megachilidae
Gene: Cog8
Product: conserved oligomeric Golgi complex subunit 8
Biological process (GO): intra-Golgi vesicle-mediated transport
Cellular component (GO): COG complex
Source: RefSeq, a predicted model, not a curated record